AUAGCUAAUUUAUCAUAGUAUAUCUAUUAAAUAAUAUUUAUAUUUUAAUUUUUAAAAAAAAAUAAUGAAAAGAAUAAAACAUAAAAAAGAAAAAAUUAUUUGUUCUUGAUUAAUGAAAAAAAACAUUAAAAUGACAAAUUAGAAAAUUUGGUACAGUAAUUUGGACGGAGGGAGUAUAAAAAUGUGGAUGAAAUCUUGGCCAUUUCAUAUGCGGUUCCCCCAAUUUGAUGAUUGUGAAUUAAAGUCGUCUUCCUCUCCACUUUAUUUUCAACAUCCAUUUUUCUCCAAUUUAUAAGGAGGUAUAGAGUUGGCAUUGGCACCAUGGGUAAAUCGAAAGCAGAUGAGAAGAUUCUGAGCUACAACGAUGUUGUUCUCAGGCGAUCAGAUUUGGACAUUCUGAAUGGUCCUAAUUAUCUGAAUGACCGCAUCAUUGAGUUCUAUUUUAGCUAUCUGAGCUCACUCUUUCCAUCUGAGGACAUAGUACUGGUACCACCUUCCAUUGCUUUCUGGAUUAAAGAGUGUCCUGAUCCUGCAAGUCUGAAGGAUUUCAUGGAACCAUUUCAUUUUUCUCGAAGGAAGUUGAUUCUCUUACCUAUCAACGAUAAUUCUAACGUGUGUAUGGCUGAAGGUGGGAGUCAUUGGAGCUUACUGGCUUUUCAUAGAAACUCCAAUAUGUUUGUACAUCACGACAGCUCUGGGUGCUGCAUGAAUGAGUAUCAUUCCAAACAAGUAUGCAAUGUUACUCUUCCCUAUACAGCAUCCAACGCCAGUUAUGAAGAGUAUCCAAACACACCAAAGCAAGUUAAUGGCUAUGAUUGUGGCAUGUAUGUCUUAGCUAUUGCACGAGUCAUCUGUGAUUGGUAUGCUACAAGCAGUGGAAACCAAGAUGCAGAUACUCUCUGGUUCUCUCGUUUGGAACAGGUCAGUCCAAGUGCUGUUUCGGAGAUGCGUAAAGAUAUUCUGGGGCUAAUAAAAGGUCUGAUGACUUAACCCUCAAUCAAGUGGGUGAAAAAAAUGCAACACCAAAAGCACUAUUUUGAUUGUCAGAUGUCUAUCACGAUUGUGUUGGAUUUUCAGCGAAGAUUUGUUAUUUCAAAAGAAAGCUAAUGAGGAAAACUAGGAAUAUAGAUAGUAUCUCUACUUUGAUAAAAUAGUACUCAUUGUCGAAAAGACAAAGCUCAAUCCAUAGUAGAUGAGGCAUCCUUGCGGUUGAUGUAAAUGCUCCUUAUUAAAGUGGCAAUCAAUCUUUGUAUAUUUUGUUCGUUCAUCAAGUACAGGAUUGGUCUCAUGCACCAUGUCAUAGUUGCAUGAGGCAUCUAUUAUUUUGGCAAAAAAAAAAAAAAAAGUGGAUUCACUGUUCAAUUUCAUUUUGAAGAAAGGGGAAAAGAGUGCAGCUCGUUGGGGUGGGAGCUUUGAAGAACGAGCUGAAAAAGAGUUCCAUCCUCGAAGGUUUGAAGCUUCAAAUUGGAAAAGAACAAGAACACACGACCUCAAUGUAUCUGUUAAGAGAGUCGGAGCCACAUAAUAAUGAUGUAUCUGCUUGAAAAGGACAAAAAGAUACAUCACGCAAAUCAUCUACCAAAUGUACAAAAGCUAUAUAUCUUAUUGAAUAUAUUAGAUUACAGAUACAUAAAUCUGAAAAAAAUUAAUAUAUUGAAAUGUUUUUUGUGAUA
Capsicum annuum is the source of this 1673-nucleotide messenger RNA. Its product is annotated as NEDD8-specific protease 1. NCBI's taxonomy places the organism in Eukaryota, Viridiplantae, Streptophyta, Magnoliopsida, Solanales, Solanaceae. Gene Ontology annotation, biological process: proteolysis. The record is from RefSeq and is a predicted model, not a curated record. Gene Ontology annotation, molecular function: cysteine-type peptidase activity; deNEDDylase activity. Bases 322 to 990 code for a protein of 222 amino acids. The transcript is spliced from 2 exons.